CGCGAGCGCGAUUAAAGAAGGGCAGCCAAGUUAGUAUUCGAAACAUUAUCAAAAAGUACUACAGUUUGAUUGGUGAGGAAUCAGGAUGAAUUGUGAUUUGAUUUAUCGCCGUAUCGUUUCAGGAAAGAAUGACACAUCGGACGCAGGAGCCGCACUGGAGCUGUAUUUGACUGGGAUUGCCGGAGCUCUGAAUCUUAAGCUUUGGAUCACUGGGAAUCGUUGAUAUCGCGCGCACUCUGAGCUGCCGAUCGCCCACAUAUUGUUAGACUUUCGACCUUCACCGAGAAGCAGUAUUGCUAUUCUAAAAACGCUAGUGUCUAAAAUAAAAGAGGAUCCAUCUUCUUAUUUCUAAUUCUAACGCCCCCACCAGUCUAACACUCCCUGUUUUUUAACGCGAGCAAAAGAAGAUGAUUGUCGUGUCGUGAUCAUCAACUGCUGUCCAGCUGACAAGUACGCGGCAAAAAGUGAAGCCCAAACCCUCCUAGACGAUCCGGCUAUUCGAGCUCAUUUUAGAGCACUGUCAUUAGAGGACGAUCCACCUGUUGUUACUCAAGCGAGGGCGACCUCUACUUCUUCUCGGGGAGUGUCCUCGUCUCCUGGUACGGCUGAUUCUGCUACUCCAGCGCUGUCCUCGUCAGAAGACGUUAAGCGUGGCCAGCUCAACGCUGCUUCUUAUGCCGCCACUUCUUUAUUUUCGAAGGGGUCACCCACGAGGGCGUCGAACAAUCUGUUGCCUCCACGAGUUGUCGAGUAUCUUCGGAAACAUUGGUCCUCGAAUAAACAUAAAGGAGGACAACCGCCUGAUAUCCACGAGGCGGCCAGAGCGUAUGUGGACCUGUACGCAAAAGGGGGGCCAAGAGACUUCUAUCUUUACUUCUUCGGCGUUGACGAUUAUUUGGAGAUAUAUGCACACGACCACUCGAACUUUGACAUUGUUCCUUUUUUCGCGCCAGUGAUCAAAAGAGUGGAAGAAGCAAUAAAACUGGCGGUUGUUGUUGCAAAAGGACCACAAGGCCGAAAACCUCCUUCGUUAGUGGGACAGGUGUCUAAACCAUCGUUGGCCCAGGUGUGUGAAAAGUCGUCGUUGGCCGAUCAUGCUGAAGCCUUUGUAGACAUCGAAGCGCAAAUAGGAGAGAAGGGACCUUCAUUUGUAGACCCAAAGGCGCAGGACCAGGCGGCACAAGAAGAUAAGACCCUGGAAAGGCACGAGCAGCACGAAGAGCAGGCCCAGGCGCAACGAGGCCACGAAGGCAAUCUAGAGACCACGUCAAGCACUGGAGGGACCACUAGUACUCGAAUUCUCAUUAACUGCCGGCAGGGAAUCAACAGGUCAGGUGCUUGCCUCUGUGCGGCAUUGCUCUUUUUACUCGAGAGGCACCCUGAUAAAGCAGUCAUUCCGCCUGAGCUGUAUGCUAGUUAUGAUCUUAAUUUUUUUUCUUAGACUACUGUUUGAGUUGGGUUCCUACUCUGUUUUAGUCGUGUUUUUGCUCUUCACAGUCCUCUAACCUUUUCCAGCACCAGGUACCAGAAUAUUGCCCAACUAGUAUCCGUGAGGACACCUCGAUUGUUGUUCUAAUCUUUUCAGCAAAGGAAGGGGCUAUUCUUAGUAGUUUAUUGUUCUAAUCCCAGCGUCACCAAGACAGACGCCAAACGGAUGAGUACGUGGAUCGGGUUAUUCAGUAUAUGAGAGGAAAGCGGCAUCCGCGUUACGAAGGCGAACUAGUGUUGAGCAACGCCCAGUUUGUGGAACAAUUAAAGGAGUGGUUUUAUGGGACAUUCCAUAUAGCGGCAGAACGAACCGUGAAGUAAGACGGGGGACAUUCCAUAUGACGGGAGUAGCUGAAUGAGAAUGAACGAACUCUGAAGUAAAGGAGCAGGUUUUGCCAACAUUGGGAUGUCAUGAGAGUUGGCACAGCCUUCCUUCCUAGAUUUGAUUACAAGAGCAGUGCUGCUUUGACUUUUCCCUUGCGCCUGAAUGUUUCCCCGCACCUUUCUUUCCCAACGUUUUCUCGCGCCUUGCGCUUUCACAUCUCUCUUCAAUAUUUUUCUUUUUGUAGGUUACUAUUUGAUGCAG
Molecule: messenger RNA, 2074 nt
Organism: Amoebophrya sp. A25
Lineage: Eukaryota; Dinophyceae; Syndiniales; Amoebophryaceae
Source: the annotation of a GenBank genome assembly